Pestalotiopsis fici W106-1 is the source of this 2358-nucleotide messenger RNA. RefSeq lists its product as uncharacterized. The record is from RefSeq and is a predicted model, not a curated record. The coding region runs from base 1 to 2358 and encodes 785 amino acids. The transcript has 7 exons. Gene Ontology annotation, molecular function: zinc ion binding; RNA polymerase II cis-regulatory region sequence-specific DNA binding; DNA-binding transcription factor activity, RNA polymerase II-specific. Lineage: Eukaryota; Fungi; Ascomycota; Sordariomycetes; Amphisphaeriales; Sporocadaceae. Gene Ontology annotation, cellular component: nucleus. Gene Ontology annotation, biological process: DNA-templated transcription; positive regulation of transcription from RNA polymerase II promoter by galactose.
AUGACGCGCACCCCGAGCCCUCGACGGAAGGGAUUGUUGACUCUCUUCAGUGCCGCCCAGUCGCUGGAGGUGGCGGAAGACAGUAAAGAAAAAGGCAACAGCCGCCUACGACAGCAGCUGGACCAGAACCAGAAGAACAUGGACCAAUCUCCGCGCGAGCCACAAUAUGUGCGGGUGAGGGUUGCCAAUGCCUGCGAUUCCUGCAAGAUCCGAAAAGUCAAAUGCGACGGGAAAUUGCCCUGCAGCUAUUGUACCCGGCACAAAAGGGCGCAAACGUGCCAUUUUACCCCCCAGAAGCGGCGGCGGUUGAACUCUGUGCCCUCCCCGGCAUCCGACCAGGAACACCAGCCGAAACGACUGCAGCAGCAGCAGCAACAUCAUUCACAUCACAAUGACAAUGAUACCACCACAGCGCCGUCCAGUUCCGCACAUUCAUCCGCUCCGCCUGAUGCUGCCGCAGCCAAUCCCUAUCAUCCCGCGUCAUCCUCAACGCAGUCCCGCGUCGUCGCUACCAUUACUCCCGCGCCCACCACGGUCGGCUCGGCGGGAUCAGCCCUACGCGACUCAUCCGUCGAGGAGGAAGCAGAAGUGCCCCGAGAUGCGCGGCUCUUGUACGACGCACAGGGGAAGCUGAUCUUUAUUGGUGACUGCGCCCCGCUUUCUUUCUUUCAGACUGUGAGGCAAUUGGUCCUUUCUCGGAUCGACCCCCAUGCCUUUGCACACCACACUGGUCGGGUACCCGUGCUGCAAAACGUGCCACCAAGCCACGCUGUCUCGUCGGGCCGUCAAGAGCCAUAUGUUGAUACUGAUACGGUUCAUUCUAUUGUCAACAAGUAUCUUGCCGUGACCUCGGGUCUAGUCGACCUAUUCGGCAGCGCAAGUCUGGUGGAUGACAUAUCGACCUGGUCGGACCACAAAGGCCAUGAUGUGCAUGCUGCCGUCAAUUAUCUUGUCUUGGCCAUUGGGCUUCAAUCCGUCGAUGACUCUUUGGCAUCAAGCUAUUUUGAGCAUGCCAAGGUCCUGGCGCUGGCCACUCUCGGAAGUGAGCUGAGCGUCGGAACCGUGCAAGCCUUUACACUCAUCACCGUUUACAUGCUGAGAGCUUGCCAAAUCACUGGGGCCUUCCUAUUCUUUGGUAUCGCCGUCCGAGCUGUUUAUUCCAUCGGUGCCCAUCGAACAGAGGUUAACUCGAGGUUUGGGCAUGACAUUCGAAGACACCGAGAUCGGCUAUGGAAAAGUGUCAGAAUCAUCGACUUGUUUCUCAGUAUCUCCAUGGGACGUCCUCCUGCUACAUCGGAUGUUGACUGCACGGUACCCUACCGUGAAUUGGAUAGUGAAGGCCAUGAGAUCUUUGACCUUUUGGAUUCAUCUGUUCAGGUGCUGCUAAUUAUAGAAACCAUCGUCUUGGAGGUCUUUUCUCGGAAGAAAAUCUCCUUGCAACUGACCGAAGGCAUCUCCCGACAACUACGCAAGUGGUCCAACAGGUGGCUUGCUGAGCUCAAACGUAUCGUCGGCACGCCUCCUACCCAAGAGGAUGAGGCUAAAAUCGUUGGCGCUUGCCAUGUUUUAUGCUCAUAUUACUAUGCUGUCAUGCUCGUGUCUCGACCAUUUCUGAUGUACGAAAUGUGUAAGCGAUUACCAGAGAGCCCUUCCAAAUUCGAGGCUGCCGUCCGUGAUAGCGGUAGCUCUGGUCGCUCAAAACUGGCCAAUGCAUCCAUUGACGCAGGUAGUCUGAUGAUUGAGUCGGUGGCGGAUCUGCUUCAGAUUGGCGUUCUCGAUGGAUGCAUGCCUUUAAUUGUAUCAUGGCUAUUUGCUGCCUCGCUAGUAGUAGGCGUCGGCCUUCUUGGUGACUUUGGCCGCAUUCUGGACAAGGAUGUGCGCAUGUCCAUUGCCGCGCUGGAGCAUUUUGCCAAACAUGAUGCACACGCUCUACAGUACUCCUUGAUCAUCAAGUCUUUACAUAUUAGCGCAACAGAAUACCUCGAACGAAAAGAACGAUAUGAGAGACUACAGAUUUCUGAGAGUUCUUCCCAACUGUUCGGGUUGACACCAAGACAACCGCGCGAGCCAUCAAAAGCGACGCCUCGGCCAAGUCAGGACAACAAUUUCCACUCUCCAGCUGCAAAUCACAACACUGUUGCUUCGAGCGAGGGCGCCGACACUGUCCGCGAUCUCAGUUCGACAUUCUUUGAGGAUCUGGAUCCGUCCAUCUUUCCAUUCAUACACUCUUCGUCACAUACGCCAGAACUUCCUGUGACCAAUAGCAUGGGGCAAAACCAAGAUCAAGUAUUUGGCGCGCUCAACCUAUUCCCGUUGCUAGAGGAAGGCGGGCAUAUUGACUUGGCACACUACAUGUGA